Molecule: messenger RNA, 7677 nt
Organism: Diachasma alloeum
Lineage: Eukaryota; Metazoa; Arthropoda; Insecta; Hymenoptera; Braconidae
Gene: sli
Product: protein slit
Exons: 29
Coding region: 1-5124 (1707 amino acids)
Biological process (GO): negative chemotaxis; axon guidance
Molecular function (GO): Roundabout binding; heparin binding; calcium ion binding
Source: RefSeq, a predicted model, not a curated record
AUGACAGCAUGCUCCGCUGAAGGUGAUGCCUACGCACAUUCCGAAAUCCUCAUCAAGCAGAGCGGAGUAGCGCCUCCAUCAAUCAUCAAGAUAAAGUCACCGGCCUUGCCCCAACGGGAUGAGCAGGAUCGGGUACUGGGGUUAGUGGUGGACACCGGUGUAGGCGAGGCAGGGUCUAACGGCCGCGAAGGGGGCCCUGUGCUUGGCCCCCCAACGGGCCAGUCACAUGCUGUAGAACCACCAGCAUCUACGGCAAUCGUUGCCAAUGCUGUUGCCCUGGCUUGCAGUACUGCUAACAAUCUCAAAGACAACAAAAGACCAACAUUAAACAUAAGUGUUAAUCCACGAGUUAUUGAUCCAUCAGGACAUCGAGCAAUCAAUCGUCUUCAGCACAGUGAACAAAACCUAGAAGCAGUGAUCAGUCGUACCAGUGUCCAACAGUUUAACGGACAAUUGGGUGUUUGCACCAGAGUGAUCAUUCCAUCCGAGAAUAUUGUUCGUGUUACAAACGUCAGCGGCAACAAACGCUCCCGUAAAUUCGUGGAAAUACUCGAGGGAUCUAACGAGAAGGUCAAGAGUAUAAACGAGAAGCUACUCGCUAUGGCACGUGCCAUGACACCAACGUGGUCGAUGCGCCUGUUGGGCGUCAGUUGUGGUUCGGUGGUUUGCGCCUGGGGACUGCUACUUGUACUAUCUGUACUUGGUGGUGCUUCGCACAGCACUGAUUUGGGGGGUUUUGGCUUUGAUAAUGCUGGUACUAUGGAGGAUCUCAAUGGAGGCAGAUGCCCGUGGGCGUGCUCCUGCCAGGGACAGGAGCUUGACUGCUCGGAGAGAGAACUCACUCAGGUGCCGAGGGAUUUGACUGUGCUCGCCGAAAAACUAAAUCUCGAGGGCAACAACAUCUCCGUAAUCUUCAAAACAGAUUUCGAGGACAUGGCGACACUUCAUCUUCUUCAGUUGUCAAACAAUCAGAUCCACACGAUCGAGAGGGGUGCAUUCAAGGAUCUGGUGGCAGUGGAGAAGCUCAAGCUCAACAACAAUCAGAUUCGAUACCUGCCAGACACCCUCUUCACCAAUAUGAUGAAUCUACGGAAAUUAGAUUUAAGCCACAAUCAAAUUGCAAUGGUUGGACCCAAGACACUUCGUGGAGUCUCCGCUUUAAAACACCUAUUACUUGACAAUAAUGUUUUAACAUGCAUCGACGAGGGUGCAAUUAGGGAACUAAAGGAUUUAGAAAUUCUAACUCUGAACAACAACAAACUGACAACCCUUGGUAAGGAGAUGCUCUUCGGUUUAUCUCGUUUACGUACACUCAAACUAACCGACAACUUUCUGGCCUGUGACUGUCAGCUUGCCUGGUUGUCGAGGCACCUCAAGAGCAUGCCACGACUUGGCCAGCAUACCAAAUGUGCCUCACCGGCUCACCUCAAAGGACAAGAGCUUGCCAAUUUACAGGAGCACGAAUUCAAGUGUUUAGGGCUUGUUGAACUCCGGGCUGGUUCAGAGUGCACUGCUGAGCCGCAGUGCCCUCACCCGUGCAGAUGUGCCAGUGGAAUAGUUCAUUGUCGAUCGACUUCCUUGGAGAAAGUGCCCACUCACUUGCCCGAGGACACAAUUGAAUUACGGUUGGAGCAGAACUCCAUCACUGAAAUACCACCGAAGGCAUUUUCUCCCUACAGGAAAUUAGUGAGAAUUGAUUUGAGCAACAAUAAAAUAAAAAAAGUAGCAGCAGACGCAUUCCACGGAUUGAAAUCCCUCGAAUCUCUUGUUCUCUACGGAAAUAAAAUCACCGAGCUACCCGGUGGCGUAUUCCAGGGCUUAACUAGUUUACAGUUGCUUCUACUGAAUGCUAACGAUAUAUCCUGCAUACGAACUGAUCUGUUUCGUGAUCUGACUAGUCUCACGCUCUUGUCGUUAUAUGACAAUAAUAUCAAGUCUCUGGCUAAUGGAACUUUCACUAAUUUACGGAGUAUUCGGACAUUGCAUCUAGCGAAAAAUCCGUUCAUCUGCGACUGCAACUUGCGCUGGCUGUCCCUCUACCUCCACGAGCAUCCAAUCGAGACAUCCGGAGCAAAAUGCGAGUCACCAAAGCGCGCUGCCAAACGGAAGAUUGACGUGAUGCGGGAUGAAAAGUUCAAAUGUAAGGGUGAUGAAAAAUUACUGACCAAGAGGGCUGGUGAGUGCAUUCUACCAGGCGCCUGUCCCUCCCCAUGCAGUUGCAAUGGAGCUACUGUUGAUUGUUCGGAUAAGAAACUUACUUCGAUACCUAGGGAACUUCCAGUUUACACUUCAACGUUAUUACUCGGAAACAACGAAAUCGAGAAAAUAAAAGCAGAUAAUCUCUUCGAGAGAUUACCCGAUCUCCAGCACCUCGAUCUACGCAGAAACAAAAUCACCCGGAUCGAAGCAUCCGCCUUCAAGGGUGGACACAAGCUCACUGAACUUCUUCUGUCGGAUAAUAAACUCAGAGAGGUGCACAAUAAAAUGUUCACCGGCCUCACAAACUUGGUAACACUCAACUUGACGGGAAAUACAAUCACCUGUGUAAUGCCUGGAUCCUUCGAGGGGCUCGCCCACAUUCGCAACAUUGACAUGCAGGGAAAUCCGCUAUCGUGCAACUGCUAUCUUGCUUGGUUCGCUGAGUGGCUGAGGACUCGUGAUAUGCCAGGCACCAUAGGGAGGUGCCACGAUCCACCGAGACUGAAGGACGCCCAUGUCAAAGACAUUCCGAGGCAUGAGUUCAAGUGCAACAGUGAUAGCGUUGGCUGUCUCGGAGAUGAUUAUUGCCCACCGAGGUGUCACUGCGCUGGCUCGGUUGUCAGUUGCUCAAGAUCCCAUCUCACUGAAAUACCUCGAGGUAUACCCCCGGAGACCACUGAGCUGUAUCUAGACGUCAAUGAUAUAAAAACAAUCCAACCCGAGAGACUUAGCCACUUGAGAAUGCUCACUAGAUUGGAUCUGAGUAAUAAUCAGAUUGGAAUGCUUGCCAACGAUACGUUUAGGAAUUUAACGAAAUUAUCGCACUUAAUAAUCAGUUACAAUAAACUCCAAUGUGUUCAACGAAACGCCUUAUCAGGAUUAAAAUCCUUAAGAAUAAUUUCCCUCCACGGAAAUGACAUUUCGGUGAUUCCAGAAGGGACCUUCGAUGACUUAGAGUCGAUAACACACCUAGCUUUAGGGUCGAACCCACUCUACUGCGACUGUCACAUGCGGUGGCUAGCAGAGUGGGUGAAGAAGGACCAGGACGUUGAGCCUGGCAUCGCCCGGUGUAUGGAGCCGCCUGCCAUGAAGGAGAAAUUAUUGUUAACAGCUCCCGCCAGCGCCUUCCAAUGCAAAACCAAACAACAGCCUGCCGAGGUCUUGGCAAAGUGCGAUGUGUGCUACACAUACCCAUGCCAAAACGGAGGAUUAUGUGAGACAUUACCGGACAGGAAGUUCAAUUGCAAGUGCACGCCAGGAUAUCACGGGGACAGGUGUCAACAUAAAAUUGACGCGUGCUAUGGAAAUCCUUGCAGGAACGCCGGAACUUGCAAAGUACUGGAGGAAGGAAGAUUCAGUUGCGACUGCGCCCCCGGUUACGAGGGUCUCCGAUGUGAAAACAAUGUCAACGACUGUCAGAACAACAAGUGCGCAAACAACGCAACCUGUGUGGACCUCGUACAGGCCUACAGAUGCGACUGUACACCGGGAUACAUGGGAGAAUACUGCCAGGAGAAAAUACCCUUUUGCUCAAAAGGACAUGAUCCAUGUGAGAACGGAGGACGAUGCGUCGACCACCGGACCCACUACAGCUGCGAGUGCCCGAUCGGCUUCACAGGCCUUAAUUGUUCCACAAAUUUGGAUGACUGCGUUGAUCAUCUGUGCCAGAACGGUGCUACUUGCAUCGAUGGCAUAAACAAUUACGAAUGUAAAUGCCCGGCGGAUUAUACAGGGAGAUACUGCGAGGCAGCGCCAUCGACAGCCAUGCUCUAUCCGCAAACAAGUCCAUGUGCACAUCAUGAUUGUCAGCAUGGCGCUUGCUUCCAGCCUUCCUCUGAUUCCGCCGCGGGUUAUCUCUGCCAGUGCCAUCCCGGUUAUACUGGAAAACGAUGCGAGUACCUGACGAGCCUGAGCUUCGUGGAUAACAGCUCGCUGGUCGAGCUUGAGCCGCUUCGUACGAAGCCCGAGGCUAAUGUGACCAUCGUCUUCACAACCACCCACGAAAAUGGUGUUAUACUGUACAAUGGAAUGGACCAAAGUGGUGAACACAUUGCAAUCGAACUGUUCAAUGGUCGUGUACGUGUUUCUUACGACGUUGGAAAUUAUCCCACCUCAACGAUGUACAGCUACGAAAUGGUAUCAGAUGGCAAGCCACACAUGGCUGAACUCAUUGCCGUUAAGAAGAACUUUACGUUGAGGGUGGAUAGGGGACCUGCCAGGAGUAUUAUUAAUGAGGGCACCAGGGAGUACUUGAAGCUCAAUUCACCCAUGUUCGUUGGUGGCAUCACGUCUGAUGUUGCCAGUGUUGCAUUCUCACAAUUUCAUUUGAGAAACGUCACCAGCUUCCAAGGAUGCAUUUCAGGAAUGUGGAUAAAUCACAAAAUGGUGGACUUCAGCAAUGCAGCAAAGAUGCACCGAGUGACUCCAGGAUGUGCUGCCAACGACGAAGAGGCUGACGAGGCUGAGAAAGAACCUGCAACACCAUUGCCAAUCAAAGAGGACAACCUUGACGAUUCUCUCCAACACGAGCACGUUGUGCAUGACCAUUCUGAAAUUGUAGCACUACCAGGCGCGAGUAUUGUCGAUCCCUGUACUGGACACGAGUGUCGUAAAGGAUCUCAGUGCGUUCCAGCACCCUUUGGCAACGGAUACACAUGCCGCUGUCAAAUUGGGUGGCAGGGGCGAUACUGCGAGAAAGCGCCAACAUGCAGAAAGGAACAUACACGAGAGUAUUAUAGCGAGAACGGCUGUCGCAGUCGACGACCUGUGAAACUGGCUAAAUGCUGGGGCAGCUGUGGCAACUCUUGUUGCCUGCCACGCAAAACUAAACGUCGCAAGGUUCGUCUAAUUUGCAAUGAUGGCAGACGCUACACGAAGGAUGUAGAUUUAAUUCGCAAGUGCACCUGCACUCGCAAAUGCUACUAAAUAUCCAAAAAAAAACAGCGAAGAUACAGCCGCACAACUGCCCGACUCCCCAACUGCCUACACCCGGCAUUUCAGCUGAAGUCAACGAAAACACCGAGUAAAAACCCCAUUUUAUGAAUUUCUACGUCAAAAAGAAACGAAGAAUAACUGCUAAUUAAUUGAGUGAGUGGACGCAGUGCGGGCGAAAAAUGAUGGACACACACAGCCGGCUCAGUGUGAUAUGUAUUAUUAAGUAAUAAUAACUAAACAUAGCUAUAAAUAAUCGGUAUUCGAGUAUCUAUAUGCAUAUUGGAAUAUUUGUAUGAGAUAAACAAAUUUUUUUAGGAUUAAAAUUGUAAAUUCGUGGGUAUCCAUAUUCUUUUCUAAUGCAGGCGUGGGUACGAGCGAUUUUAGUAUGGUGAGAUAAUGCUCUUUAAUAGAGUGCAUAACUUUGUAAGGAUGGAACGAUGAAUCGUGAAGAGUCACGUCGAAGUUUAUUGUUAUUGUAUAAUUUCUGUAGUGAAGUAGUGGAAACAGGUGAGUCAAGAAAACUAGAGAUUAUUCAGCAAAUAGAUGUAAAACUUCUGAAUUCCACAUUUUAACGUACAAUUUUAUGUUUCAAAUUUAUAUGUUAUUUUGUAAAUUAAUGUGAACUUUGGCUUGGUGGUUUUCAGUACUUUACUACUGAUUUUAAUUAAUGUUCACCUGUUGUUUUAAACACAUCUGAACCCUCUUGAUUUAUUAAUUAAUCAUCCGUCUUAUCCUUCGUGAGGAUAGGACGAUAAAUCGUGAAGAGUCACGUUGAAGUAAAUUGUUAUUGUCUAAUUUCUGUAGUAAAGUGGUGGAAACAGACAAGUCAAGAAAAUUAAAAAUUAUUGAGAUUAAUACCUCUAAACUUAGUGAAUUAAGAGAAAGAUUUCAGAAGAUAUUUUCUGUAGGAAAUUUAAUUGACUACAAAAACAGGUUUUCUGACAUUUUUCUCAAAUAACCACUCAUUCUCAAGAAGUAUAAUUUUGUUUCACGUUUCACUAAUAACGUGAAACUUCUGAAUUUCAGAUUUCAACGUUUUACGUUCUAAUUUAUGUGAGUUAUUUCGUAAAUCAAUAUGAGCUCUGACUUAUCGUCUUUCAGUACUUUACUACUGACUUUGAUAAAUGUUCACCUGUUGUUUUAAACACAUUUGAACGCUUUAUGUGUGAAAAUUCACUUGAUUCAUUAAAUAAGUGACAUCGCUCUCCUGCCUUGGAAUUGAAAAAUUAAGGUGCGAUGAUGCGAGAUGUAUGUUUAGGCAGUGAAUGGCUAGGGGAAUUAAUUAACCAUCUGCAGAAGUCGAGAAGAAUGAAAGAAAAAUGAAAUAAAUACGCCUAAUUUUUUUUAUGGAUUGAUUCGGGAGCAGAAUGUCAAAAAAUCUCUUUCGAAAGGAUAAUUCUCAUUGACAAAAAGGGUCUUGACGUUUUACACAACUCAUUCCUCAAACCGCUUAAUGAACCGAAAAUAAGAAUUCAACUGAAAUUGCUUUCCCACUCAUUGAUUGUCUAAUUAUCUCAGUAACAAAGUGUUCUGGGGGGAGUCAUCAUAAAAGCCUUUCGGUGGCAAACUUUCUCAACUACAAAAUCGAUUUCAUGACAUUUUUUCUGGAACCAUUCGUUGCCGAGAUAAAACAAACAUAAGAAAGAAAUCAUUCUGAAAUCAACUUGAAUCGUUUUUGCACAGCAAUUUCAUUUUUCUCAUCCAAUCCCAUCAAACCAUCACCCACUGCCAAUAUUUAUCCCUUAUUUAUUCAUCAUCAACGAUGGUUUUUUUUAAUAAUUCUAAAAAUCGAAAAAAAUGAAAAAAAAUCUAUUUACCCAUAAAUUAUAUUUUUCUUUAGCAAAAAUCGUCUUUGAAAUUCUCUCUUUUUUAUAUAUAAAUAAAAAUGAACUAAAAAAAUUGAUACAUCUAUUUACUUAAAGAAAAACUAAAAAAAAAUAUUGAAAGUAAAGUAAAGAGAAAUUGUAUCUAAAUACUCUUACGAUAAUUGUUUUAAUUUACAGAGAAACACGGCAGAGCGCAACAAUAGAUGUAUUAUACUCAUAAUUUAUUAAGUUCAAUUUUUACUGUACAAUGUUCUUUUUCGCGGUAUUAAUAGUCUAAGAUAUUCUACAACCAAUUAUUAUUUUGUACUAUCAAUUUUUACAACUAUUAACAUUUUAGUUUUAAUUUUCAAUUAAAUUAUCUUCACACAGCUGGCUACACGAAAAUCAUAUUACAUUAUUCGUAAAGAGUUAAGGUUACUGUCACUUCUGUCAUUACAACAACAAAAGAACCCGAUUCUGACCAAUUAAAGAAGAAAACAAUGAGACGUUGAAGAUAAGCGUAUCUAAUAAAUUAAUUGAAUUAACUGACCGCGAGAGGGAAGGAGGUGAAACAAUGAUAGAUACGUCUUUGUGGACAAUAAUACUAACGGAACUGGGAAUAGGUGUCUAAGUUAACGGAUGAAGAAAAUAGUGAACAAAAUGGAUAAAGCCAUCAAGGAUUGUGCUUCCUUCGGACUCCUACGUAACUAAUAAUACUUAUUCGCAAUCGAAUUUCACU